Messenger RNA from Bicyclus anynana (squinting bush brown), 1329 nucleotides. RefSeq names its product chitinase domain-containing protein 1. NCBI's taxonomy places the organism in Eukaryota, Metazoa, Arthropoda, Insecta, Lepidoptera, Nymphalidae. The transcript has 6 exons. Gene Ontology annotation, biological process: carbohydrate metabolic process. Gene Ontology annotation, molecular function: chitin binding; oligosaccharide binding. Bases 114 to 1298 code for a protein of 394 amino acids. Gene Ontology annotation, cellular component: extracellular region. The record is from RefSeq and is a predicted model, not a curated record.
UAUGUGAUCUGUGCUGCUGCCUGUGCCGGCUGGCCGCUUGUUUGUUAUUCGAAUCAAUUUUAAAGUAAAUCAUUUCGUCGUAGAUUUUGUAUGUUUACAUUUUUGUGCUCACGAUGAAAUAUAUUGCAGCAUUAUUUCAAAUUUUAAUAAUAUCGAACGUUUGUCUCGCUACAUUGUCGCCACCGUCUGAUAAAAAGUCUCAAAAAGGUGUAAAACCUCAAGAGGGUUCUCGGAAGAACAAUGUUUUGGAUCGGAAGCUGGUCGUAGAGACCCCAUAUGUUAAGGAUAUUCUUAAAUAUCAUGCCACCUACCAUCAGGAGACGUCGCUUCGUAACUUCAAAAAUACUAUUCUUGGUUAUGUUACACCGUGGAACAACAAAGGUUACGAUGUAGCAAAAAUAUGGGCGCCCAAGUUUAACUACAUCUCGCCAGUGUGGUUGCAGAUCAAGAGGCAGAGUCCACAUGUGUAUAUUAUAUCUGGCUUACACGACGUUGACCAUGCAUGGAUGAAAACUGUAAAACAGAAAGGCUCAGUUAGUGAUUUAAAAAUUGUGCCAAGACUGCUUUUUGAAAAUUGGGAACCUGCUGACCUGAAGGCAUUUUUCAUGGAACCCACAUCAAUUACAGAGCAAAAGGCUCUCAUAGCUGAAGUAAAGAAAACAUGCAAACAGUGGAAUUUUAAUGGAAUUGUUUUAGAAAUAUUAUCACAGAUUGGAAAGUAUAUUGAUAAGUCUGUGAAAUUUAUACAACAGUUUGGUCUGGAGAUGACAGAAGAUAACUUAAGUCUCAUAAUAGUGUAUCCACCCUUCCGAGGGUAUCCCAGUGAUGAGUUCUUCAUACAGGCCUUUAAUGAAAUAUAUCCAUAUGUGAAUGCGGUGUCUGUCAUGACUUAUGACUUUUCUAAUCCACAAAAGCCUGGUCCUAAUGCACCAUUGUAUUGGAUGAAAUUGUGUCUUGAGAAACUUAUAGGCAAUGAAGAGAACCCAUCAAAGAGAUCGAAAAUAUUACUGGGUCUCAAUUUCUAUGGGAACUCGUACACGGCAAACGGCGGUGGUCCUAUAGUUGGUACAGAGUACAUCGAGCUGUUGAAGAAUGCCAAAGCAAAUCAAGUUAUAUCCUACAAUAACAAUACUGCUGAAAACUAUAUUGAAAUUAAAACAUCCCAAGGAGCAAAGAAGAUAUUCUUCCCAACUCUGUUCUCCAUACAGAAGAGGCUAGAACUAGCAGACGAGUUUGGUACGGGCGUUGCAAUAUGGGAGCUGGGACAAGGUUUGCCAUACUUUUACGACUUACUUUAAUGUGAUAUUAAUAAAUAAUAAUUUAUUGUAA